AUGUUUGGAAGAAAUAUGUUAAUACUAUCCGUUCUUCUAUAUGGAAUAUUAUUCGUCGAACCUUUUCGAUUGUUUCACACGAAGAAUAUUCUCAAUAAUGGUGACCAUGAUUGUCUGUAUCGCUAUAUGAAAACAGGCAACGAACUUGGUCGACAUCUCAUCUCCUAUUGCAUUCGGUCAGUCGAUCCAUUUGAAAGUAAAUCUCUUCCUUGUUACGGCACCAGUUCUACUUUUCUUGCUAUUCGUCAAGCCGGAGUGAAUGUAACAGAUCUUUUGGAUUGGCACUCGCCUCUCGACCUUAUUGCGAACUAUGCUGAUUAUUUAGAAACGGGCAAGAAUCCGGAACAAAUAUUCUGUAAUUGUUCAGAUGGAAAAUAUUUCGGAGUCCGAUGUCAAUACAGUUUUGCGCUUAGUUUUCCUACGUUUGAUGAUCUCAUCGAACAGACAUUCAUUCGAAAUAACAUUGAAAUGCCUAAAAAACGAAGAUUCGAUGUGCGUCGACUGACGGAAGCACAAAUGACAUGCUACCAAAUGUCUAAUUGUACACCGUAUGUCAAUCUAUGUCUUGACUGGCGACAAAUUUGUGAUGGAAUACGCGACUGUACUAACGGACAUGAUGAAGAGAAUUGUCUUGAAAUGGAACUUAAUGAAUGUGAUCCAAUUACUGAAUAUCGAUGUCGUAAUGGUUUAUGCAUACCGCGAAGUUUCUCAUUCGAUUUAACUAUGGAUUGCAUGGAUUUUUACGACGAACAAGAAACUCAUGAUCAUAGUCAAUAUUGUCACAAUGAGAGUUCGAUUGACUGCGACGAUCAUUCGUGUGGUCUGGCCGGAUUUAGCUGUGGUGAUGGAUCGUGUUUUCAGGAUUAUGGUUUUGAUAAAGCUGGCAAAUCAGCAGAGUAUGAAGAAUGUCAGAGUCAAAGAAAUUCCUUAUACAUCAAAGAUAUAUUCAGCUUUAAAAAUGAUACGAAUUUAAAUUACACUUGCUGGCAGCAUAUGUGGUGUUUACUCGGCUUGUCUUGUUUGUAUGAAUCACCCAAUGUACAAUCACGAUGUCACGAAGGUGUUUAUUUUCCUGCAAGUUAUUGUCGACCUAAACUGAAUCUUCAUCUCUCGUGUCCACAGUCAUUUUUCUUUCCACCGCCAUAUUACAUCAUGCCAUAUGUUCAAUUACUUUACAAUAACACAAAAUUGAAGAACCAAGACAAAGCAUAUUUUUCUCCACCCAUUGCUAUCUGUUACAACAGUUCGGUGUACGAUUUUUCUGCAUCGAAUUUGUAUAUUUUAUCUGAACAUCAUAUAGUGAAUCAUUCUCUAAAUUACGAAUGCCGAAAGCUGGUGUUUUUCUAUCUAUGGCAAUAUAGCGCGAGUGGCAUUGGGAUCUCACAUGCCACUCAAUUAGCUGUCAGUAUUCAGAAUAUAUUCUCUCAUGUAAACACGAUCGCUCUUAACAACUCCAAGUCGCUGUUUCAAUGUGCCAAUGGUCGACUCAUUUCUAUUCACCGCAUCGUCGAUCGCCAUGCAGAUUGUUUUCCACAUACAAGUGAUGAGAGUAGUAUCGAUUCAUGUAAUUAUAAUCUGAGAAAUCGGUUUCAGUGUGUUCUAAGUACGACUCCAACAUGUAUUCCUCGACGACUAUUGCACGAUAAUCAUUUCGAUUGUCUAUUCGAUGUCGAUGAGGUUUUUCCCAUUGGUUGCACGCACGAAUUCAAUUGUCAAUACUUACGCUAUUUCGACUUGAAAGUCCAGAUGCCAGUUUUCUAUCAAGAACUAUGCAAUGGGCAUUUGAUUUUUAGGGAGAAAAUUGAAAGCGAAAAGGAAACAGAUGAAACUAAUUGUGAUGAAUGGCCAUGUAAUGCACGUGCAAUACGUUGUAAUGGUGUUUGGAAUCGACCAAAUGGAUGCGAUGAAUUGCAUUGUCCUCGCAUGAUUUCGAAUUACAUUGCCCAACAUGUCGGCAACUGUUCUGAAAAUGAGCAUUACUGUUUUCAGUACAAUUCAAGUGAAGUUGGUUGCUUGCCGUUAUCUAAAGCGGGUAAUGGCAGUGUUGAUUGUCUCUUUGCAUCCGACGAGCGAUGGUAUUUAGCGAGGCAAAUAGAGGAUGAGCUCAAUUCGGGCUCGCUUCUGCCGUGUCAGAAACCAGUUGGUGAAACUGUCAGUUUUCGAGACAUUUGCAAUGGUUUAGACAAUUGUAAUCUAAGGGAUGAUGAACUUUUAUGCCCAUGGCGACAAAAUUCAUCGUGUAACGGUUCCCCUUGUAAGAAUGGUACGUGUUUACCAAAUACUAGUAGAUGUAAUAGAAAAAUCGAUUGUAUUGACGCCGAAGAUGAAUGGGCAUGUGAUUUUGGAUAUAAAAUCGAACGCGCUAUACCAAAUCAAUUCGAAGUUACUCGUUUUAGUUUGAUGAAAACUCGAAAUCAAACUAUGAUUACCGCAAAUAAUAGUGUUUUCUGGCUAUGUCAUCGAGGUAUCCUUAUAUACGAUACAAACAUGGAAUAUCACUGCUUGUGUCCGCCAAGUUAUCAUGGCUCGCAAUGCCAGUACCAAAGUGAACGAUUAACAGUUUCAUUCAGGAUGGACAUCGUGUCGACAAUGAAAGUAAAAUCUAUUUAUCAACUGAUUUUCUAUUUACUCGACGAAGAAGAAAAUCCUUUGGCAGUAGAAUCGUAUAUUUAUGCUUUGACAAUCCAUUUAUCGUUGAAACAUCUAAUCGUACUGACGUAUCCUCGAACAAAUCAGUCCAGUUCGUCUUUGGGUAAACUAUCAUUACGAAUUGAUAGCUAUAUUGUUACACAAUAUAGUGUCGAUCCUUCAGUAUCAUGGUUCUUUCCAGUUCAAUUUCCGUUUUUACCUGUCAAUCGCCUGGCUGUUCGAUUGGUUCCAGAACAGCAUCCUUCGGAUCGUGCGUUAUGCCACGAACUUAGUUGUAAACAUGGCGUUUGUGAGAUGUUUUCAAAUGUACACCGUGCUUUUUGCCGAUGUUUUACAAAUUGGGCGGGAUCGACAUGUGAUCGAGAAGUAACUAUGCUCAAUUGCCGAACACCAUCCGUAUCAGCAAUUGUCAACGAACAUGCACUAUGUAUUUGUCCAUUGGGUCGAACUGGUCAUCAUUGUCAGGUGACACACAGUAGCUGCGAUGCGACUCAAUGUCAGAACGGUGGCACUUGUGUUUCUUUAGACAUUCGCACCGGAGAACAAAUCUGUCUUUGUCCAGAACACUUUUCCGGCACUCAUUGUCAGAACCGAAAUAGUCAUUCAGUCCUCAGUAUUACAAGCAACCUUGAUAAUAUUCCAGUGCUGAUAGUCCAUUUCCUUUACAUACCUACAUAUCUUCCAGGUAUGCUAGUUCAUCGUGAUAUAUAUUUCUCGAGCAACGUUCAGCCGAAUAAACAGUUCUCAAUCAAUGAUGAAGAUUAUCCAUAUUUACCAUCAAUCAUCGUUGCGCAGUUAAUUCAUGAACCAAAUUCAUUUUAUGGCUCAUAUUACUUGGUUGGAUCGCUGGAAGAUAAUCGAACAUCGUUGACAACAUCCAUAAGUCCUCAUAAUCGUUGUCCACAUGUUAGUGAACGUUUGAAUAGCACACUAAUGAAUUUUGAAUGGCUAAAACGCAUUAAAUUCUACCAUAAAUACUUUCGAAAUGUUACAUGCUUCUACGAUGAGAUAUACAUGUGUUUAGUCGAUGAACAACAUGUUCCCGAAUGUUUGUAUUUCAAUCAUGCGAUAACUAAUUGUACGGAGAAGAACUAUUGUGAAAACGAUGGUCGUUGUUUACAAAAAAAACGUUCCGGCCAAAUCUAUUUUGCUUGUGCGUGUCCGAAAUGUAUCACUGGGACGUUUUGUCAAAUAAGAACAACGCAGUUUUUCCUCACGCUCGAUUCUCUACUUAGUGGUGUCAUAAUAACCGAUGCACCAUGGAGUCAACAGUCAAUAUUACUCAAGGUACUCACUGCUUUCGCCAUUCUAAUGUUCAUCACCGGUAUUGUUUCCAAUCUGAUGAGUUUCCUGACGUGUAUCAAUAGUAAUAUAUGUAAGACGGGUUCUGGUAAUUAUCUUCUGGCUUUAUCAUUUGUUUCUCUUGUGACAAUUGUCUUUCUUGCCGGACAUUUCAUUCAUUUACUUGUCAGCCAAAUUACCGUAAUUAAGAAUCGACAAUGGCUUAUCAUCAGCUGCACUUUAUUCGACUUUUUACUAUCAUUUCUCGUAUCAUUAUGUGAUUGGUUGACAGCGUGUAUCGCUUGUGAGCGCACUAGUAAUUCUCUUCAAGGCGUUCGUUUUAGUCGAAGAACGAGUGUUCGAGCUGUGAAAAUUGUCAUUCCUUUGCUUGGUACUGUUUUACUUCUUGUUUUACUCCAUCGACCUUUCAAUCAAGAUCUUCUGAAUGAUCCCUACAAUAACGAACGUUCAUGGUGCAUCAUCAAAUUUCGGCAACCUUGGUUACAAUACUACACGAUUGUUAUCAAUGUUUUCAACACGACCGUUCCAUUUCUGAUUAAUUUCAUUUCUGCUAUUGUGUUCUUGGUAUCGUUCUCACGAAUUCGACAACGAGCCGAUACAAAGACAAAAUACUCGGUUGUUCUUAGAAAACAAUUCUAUGCACAUAAAGAUCUAAUUAUAAGUCCGUGUUGUAUGAUCAUUUUCAAAGUUCCUUGGAUCAUUACAAUGCUUAUCGUUAAAUGUAUUGAAUCACCAUGGCAACUGUAUCUAACCGUCGUUGUUUACUGCCUCUCGCUGAUGCCAUUGACAACGACUUUUCUUAUAUUUAUUGUACCAGCUCCAGCUUAUUGGAAAGUAUUUCUGGGCAAAUGGCAUAAAUUUAGUGGACAAUAG
Molecule: messenger RNA, 4824 nt
Organism: Adineta ricciae
Lineage: Eukaryota; Metazoa; Rotifera; Eurotatoria; Adinetida; Adinetidae
Source: the annotation of a GenBank genome assembly